This is a messenger RNA of Fraxinus pennsylvanica, 2505 nucleotides long. Lineage: Eukaryota; Viridiplantae; Streptophyta; Magnoliopsida; Lamiales; Oleaceae. The record is from the annotation of a GenBank genome assembly.
AUGGCGGAAGAGCAAGCAGAGGUGUCGAAUAAUGCGCUGGCGGCGUUGGGUCACUCAGUGAUACCGAUUGUGAACAAGCUACAGGAUAUCUUCGCUCAGCUUGGGAGCCAGUCCACGAUCGAAUUGCCGCAGGUGGCGGUAGUCGGCAGCCAGAGCAGUGGGAAAUCCAGUGUUCUGGAGGCGCUCGUGGGUCGCGAUUUCUUGCCUCGAGGAAAUGAUAUCUGCACGCGCCGCCCUCUCGUGCUGCAACUCGUGCAGAGGAAGAGGAAGGCUGACGGAACUGACGAGGAGUGGGGGGAGUUCUUGCAUUUGCCGGGGAAGAGGUUGUUUGAUUUCAAUGAAAUCAGGAGAGAGAUUCAGGCUGAAACUGAGAGAGAAGCAGGAGGAAACAAAGGCGUUACAGACAAGCAGAUUCGUCUGAAGAUUUUCUCACCAAAUGUUCUUGAUAUUACUCUUGUGGAUUUGCCGGGGUUAACUAAAGUUCCCGUGGGUGAUCAGCCAUCUGACAUUGAAGCACGUAUUAGAACAAUGAUAAUGUCAUAUAUUAAACUUCAAAGUUGCUUGAUACUGGCUGUUACACCAGCAAAUUCUGAUUUAGCCAACUCGGAUGCUCUCCAGAUGGCUGGAAUGGCCGACCCUGAUGGUUAUCGAACAAUUGGUGUAAUUACUAAGCUGGAUAUUAUGGACAGAGGAACUGAUGCCCGCAACUUUUUACUUGGAAAAGUGAUUCCUCUUCGACUUGGAUACGUAGGUGUUGUGAAUCGUAGUCAGGAGGAUAUACUAUUGAAUCGGAGCAUCAAGGAUGCACUUAUAGCUGAGGAGAAAUUCUUUCGUAGUCGUCCGGUAUAUAGUGAUCUUGCCGAUCGUUGUGGGGUUCCUCAGUUGGCAAAAAAAUUAAACCAGAUACUGGUACAACACAUCAAAACAAUUCUUCCAGGGUUGAAGUCACGCAUCAGUGCUGCAUUGGUUUCUGUUGCAAAGGAGCACGCUAGCUACGGAGAGAUCACCGAGUCAAAGGCCGGUCAAGGAGCGCUCCUACUGAACAUUCUUUCCAAGUAUUCUGAAGCAUUCUCUUCAAUGGUAGAAGGAAAAAAUGAAGAACUGUCAACAUCCGAGCUGUCUGGUGGAGCAAGAAUCCAUUACAUUUUCCAAAAUAUAUUUGUGAAGAGCUUGGAGGAGGUUGAUCCUUGUGAGGACCUAACUGACGAUGAUAUCCGCACUGCCAUUCAAAAUGCAACUGGUCCCAAAUCUGCAUUGUUUGUGCCUGAAGUCCCUUUUGAAGUUCUUAUUAGAAGACAAAUAGCUCGCUUGUUGGAUCCAAGUCUUCAGUGUGCUAGGUUCAUUUAUGAUGAGCUAAUCAAGAUGAGCCAUCUAUGUAUGGUCAAUGAUAUGCAACGGUUUCCUGUCCUAAGAAAGCGCAUGGAUGAGGUUAUAGGUAACUUUUUGCGAGAAGGGCUUGAGCCUUCGGAGACAAUGAUAGGACAUAUUAUUGAGAUGGAGAUGGAUUACAUAAACACUUCUCAUCCCAAUUUUAUUGGUGGGAGUAAAGCUGUAGAAAUGGCACUACAACAGAUCAAGUCCUCCAGGGUUGCUGCAGUGAUUCCCAGGCAGAAAGAUACAGGAGAUUCAGACAAAGCACCCAAUUCUGAGAGAAGUCUGAAAUCUCGUGCUAUUCUUGCCAGGCCUGUGAAUGGAAUAGUUCCAGAGCAGUCUUUGCAUGACAAACAAGGUGUUCGACCUGCUGCAGAUGUCGAGAAAACUGCACCGCCUGUAAACAGCACUAGUUCAACCUGGGGAAUAUCAUCAAUAUUUGGCGGCUAUGAUAAUCGCACAUCUGUUAAAGAGAAUUCGACUAGCAAGCCAUUUAGUGAACCUGUUCAGAGCAUGGAGCAUAGUUUGUCUGUCAUUCAUCUGAGAGAGCCCCCUGCUGUCUUGAGGCCUUCAGAAACUCAUUCAGAGGAUGCUAUUGAGAUUGCUAUUACCAAGCUUUUAUUGAGGUCAUAUUAUGACAUUGUUCGGAAGAACAUUGAAGAUUCUGUACCUAAAGCAAUUAUGCAUUUUCUGGUAAAUCACACUAAACGGGAGCUCCACAAUGUUUUCAUCAAAAAGCUUUACAGGGACAACUUGUUUGAAGAGAUGUUACAGGAACCUGACGAGGUAGCUAUGAAAAGAAAGCGUACUCGAGAAACCCUUCGGGUUCUACAGCAAGCUUUCCGGACAUUGGAUGAACUACCGCUUGAAGCUGAUACAAUUGAGAGGGGCUACAACUUAAGUACUGAUCCAACGGGCCUGCCAAAAGUCCAUGGGCUUCCAACCUCAUCUAUGUAUUCUACUACCAGUGGUUCAACAGAAUUUUAUACUUCUCAGUCCAAAAAUCUCAAAUCCCGCAAGUCAUCACAUUCUGACCAAGUUCUCAGAUUCUCACAUUCAUUUGAUGCCGGCAUUCUUGCUAGAUGGAGGACCAUACUUUAUAGAACAAGUGUGGAUGUUUCGGGAAAAAGUUAG